Molecule: messenger RNA, 2130 nt
Organism: Exophiala viscosa
Lineage: Eukaryota; Fungi; Ascomycota; Eurotiomycetes; Chaetothyriales; Herpotrichiellaceae
Product: integral peroxisomal membrane peroxin-domain-containing protein
Exons: 2
Coding region: 174-1895 (573 amino acids)
Biological process (GO): peroxisome organization
Cellular component (GO): peroxisomal membrane
Source: RefSeq, a predicted model, not a curated record
UGUGUAACGCCACGGAUCUCCUCAUCACGUGGCUAGUGUCACAUGUGGCGCUCACAUGCCAACGACGACAUGCCUAGGCAACUCAUGAAUAUCCUUCGCAUCAUCCAUGUACAACAUUGACAUCGCUUUAUUCAACAAUGACGAUCAUCUAGCAUCUUAACAAUCCUCGCAGAAUGGACGAAUUCACAGCAGACGCUUUUGCUAAUCGGGAAGAACCCAUUCCCUACGUGGCCGUUCCUCAAAAUGAGGGCGAACCUUCAUCUCCCGACUCGGAGCGCCGGCGGGACAAAAUGAAGAGAUAUCUGUCCGCAACGAACAUGAAGAACAAAGCCCAAGGUAUUGUAGCUUCUCAACUCGACGAAAACCGUAUAAAACCCGGUAAUUCGAUGUCCCUACAAGACCGAGUCUUUUCCAAGAUUCUCCAACAAGUCAUCCCCGCCGAUGAAGACGAUGACUACGAAACCACUCCAACAUCACCAGCGGAAAAACGUUCAUCAGCUUACGUUUCCCGUCCAGCCUUCAGUCUUCCCCUGAUGACCAACAACUUCCGCCGCUUCAACGCCCGCAUCGGGAUUGUCUUCGUCUUCCAAAAUCAACUAAUCCGCCUCUUCACCUGGCGUGUACCAACGCAUACCCUUUCUUUCCUGGCCACUUACACAUUCGUCUGUCUGGACCCUUAUCUUCUUGUCGUCCUCCCACUCGCCGUGGCAUUACUCUCUAUCAUGGUUCCAGCAUUCACUUCCCGUCAUCCCCCACCACCACGCCACUCCGCCCUGUCCAGCACUACGCCCUACGACCACCAAGCAUAUACCGGCCCAGCCAUAGCGCCCGCCCGCACCAUCAAACCCGUGAGCGAGACCUCCAAAGACUUCUUCCGUAAUAUGCGCGACCUGCAGAACAGCAUGGCCGACUUCAGCAACGGCCAUGACCUAAUGGUCACCACCGUCGCCCCUGCCACAAAUUUCAGCAACGAAACAUUCUCCUCCCAGCUAUUCUUGUACCUCACCAUCCUGACCACUCUAUCCUUCAUCACCGCACACCUCCUCCCAUGGCGCCUGAUCUCCCUACUUACAGGCUGGUCGCUCGUCGUGUCCAACCAUCCGACCGCGCAAUCGUGGCUCGCGAAAAUGCAAAAGCGCGCAGAGAAGCAAGCACAGCUUACCUUGAACGACCCAACCCUCAAGCAUCAAGCAUAUAUCCAGGGCAUCCCUCUCCCUGCCACCCCAGCCAGGAUGCAGUCGGCGCUGACAUCUCUUUCGGAGAUCACCCUCUCCUCCACCCCAGAAACCCGCGAAGUCGAAAUCUUCGAACUCCAGCACCGUCCCCUCCAAUCCAUGACCAGCAAAUCCAGCGCCGCCGCAGAAUGGCAACCCCACGUCUUUACCUCAGCGCCCUACGAUCCUCUCUCGCCAUCUCGUAUCGCAGGCGACCGCCCCCAUGGGACACGUUUCUUCGAGGACGUCGCCCCGCCCGAGGGAUGGGAAUGGGCCUCGAAGAAAUGGGAACUCGAUCUCGAAGCCGGCGAGUGGGUCAACGACCGCCUCGUCGUGGGCGUCGAGUACGAUAUUCUGCAGCACGACGAUGAUCCCAAUAUCGCUACAAACCGUCGCGACAGUAUCAACGCCGAUUUCGGUGGCUGGGUCUGGGAUUUACCGCCAGUCCCGGGCAGUGGUGCGAACCGCGAGGAUGACCUAUGGCUUGCGUAUGGCGAGUAUGAUGUGCCCUCAACGAGUCAUAUGAAGGAGGACGGUGAGCGGCGGAAGAAGAACGCCGAGAAGCGAAUCAAGGAUUGGGAGGAGGGGACUAUCGUGGAUAACAAGGGCCGGACGGGCGAAUGGAGGCGCAGACGGUGGGUGAGGCUGGUCAAAAGGAAGCCUGUCGAUACCACAACGUAAGAUGAAGAUAUGUUAUGUCUUGAAUUUGAGCGAAAGGGAUUCUUUGGUCUUUCUUGCACUCAACAGCGAAUACUGCUUCUCCCUGAUGUACACAGCGAUUCAUUCGUACUCUGGUUGAUGCAGCCCAUAUUUUGUUACUGUAUGCAUGUCCCACUGCGAUGACCGCUAUUUAAUACCAUGAUAAGUGAAUGUAUGCCAGCGUGCCAUCCAAACCCCAUCGAUUCUUCACCCAUAU